Molecule: messenger RNA, 862 nt
Organism: Electrophorus electricus (electric eel)
Lineage: Eukaryota; Metazoa; Chordata; Actinopteri; Gymnotiformes; Gymnotidae
Gene: mrpl52
Product: mitochondrial ribosomal protein L52
Biological process (GO): mitochondrial translation
Cellular component (GO): mitochondrial large ribosomal subunit
Molecular function (GO): structural constituent of ribosome
Source: RefSeq, a predicted model, not a curated record
AUUUAGUCUUUCACGGAUGCCGUAGCUAGUUUUAUUAUUCAAAAUGGCAGCGUCCUUGAAGAUGCUCGGUACGUCAGCGUUAAGACACUGCGUGCGGUCGUUUACAUCUACGCAUGCGACAUGUGCCGGGAAGAAGUGGAGACUGGAGAACGGAUUAUCGUGGACUGGAUCAGAAUACGGUCCAAUGACUGAUCUACCUGACUGGUCCUAUGCAGAUGGCAGACCUGCACCCCUGUUAAAAGGACAAGUCCGAAGGAGGAAACAGAGGGAGGUCUUUGCGCGGAGAGCGGUGUAUCUGAGUGCAGAGGUGGACCAGGGAAUAGACACAUGGAUGAUGAAAAAGAAGGUCAAAGAAAGAGCAAAAGAACAGUUAAAAUCUUCUAUGCUUAAACCUAAAGGAAAUCUGUUAAUACAGAAAAAAGAAUAAAAGACGCUUUAAAAAGGAAAGUUGUACGGUUUUAUUCCUAUUUACCUACGUGUCUGUUGUCAGAUGCCACAUAAUGCUAAUGACCAACUGAACUGUCACAAAGCAAAUGAUCAAACGCAUCAAUGCUUUCAGAAACAUAUUACAGUUAGUCAUGUGUUUUAAUGAAUUUUUUGAUGAUAGCUGUGCGAGAGUUGUGUUUUUGAGAAACAAAUAUCCCCAAGUUGCCACAUUUAAAAAUUUACUCCCAACUGACUACUAAGCAGUACUCUAAUGGCAGAGGGUUCAUUGUUGUGAGAAUGAGAAUCAUUUGUGUCUCCGCUGGGUGUUAAUGAUGGAGUCUAAACCUUCACCUCCCCUUAGAAGGCUCUUUUACGAUGCUAGUGUUUCAAUGUUUAAAAAAAACUUUGAUAUGAAUAAUAAACCAGCGUUUACGCC